Molecule: messenger RNA, 1042 nt
Organism: Radiomyces spectabilis
Lineage: Eukaryota; Fungi; Mucoromycota; Mucoromycetes; Mucorales; Radiomycetaceae
Exons: 6
Coding region: 44-976 (310 amino acids)
Source: RefSeq, a predicted model, not a curated record
GGGAUCGCCCUGGUCUUUCCGCCGUUUUGCUGAUCGUCAAAUCAUGUUUUGGGCAAGCAAAGAAUUCGAAUUUAAAGACAUUCCCGACUUGACUGGCAAGAUUGCCAUUAUUACUGGGUCCAAUACAGGUAUUGGCAAAGUGUGUGCCUUGGAAAUGGCAAGAAAAGGAUGUCAAGUUGUCAUCGGUUGCCGGGAUGAGAAAAAAGCGAAUGCCGCGAUGGAGGAUAUCAAGAAGAGCACCGGUAACGAUAAAGUGGAGUUUAUACGACUGGACCUCAUGUCGCUCCAAUCCGUCAAGGAGUUUGCCGAUACGUUCAAAGCUCGAUACGAUCGUCUCCAUAUUCUUAUGAACAAUGCCGGAGUAAUGAUGUGUCCGUUUGCAUUGUCCAAAGACGGUAUCGAGACUCAAUUCGCUACCAACCACGUCGGUCACUUUUAUCUUACCGUCCAACUGUUACCUUUGCUCGAACAGUCCGCGCCUAGCCGCAUCAUCAAUGUCAGUUCAAUUGCUCACCACACGCCUUUUAAACGGUUGGAUUUGGAGCACAUCAGUGACGAAAAGAGAUACAAUCGAAUCAUCCAUUACGGCAAAAGCAAGACGGCCAAUAUUCUUUUUACUCGGGAAUUGAAUAAGCGAUUACAAGCCAAAGGAUGCAAAAAUGUAUACGUGAACUGCAACCAUCCAGGUAUGGUUCAGUCUGAAUUGGAACGACACAUUGUGGGAGGUCUGCUUCCCGGCUUUCUUUAUCGCAUGUUCCAGAUCAGCACCGAGGAUGGUGCAUUGGCUCAGCUGUUCCUCGCCACCAGUCCUAAAGUUGAACAAGAGAAUAUUACCGGUGAAUACUAUGUUCCCUAUGGCAAGCGCGCUCAAACCACCACCAUGGCGGCAAGCGACGAAGUGGCUCUCGAAUUAUGGAACUUUACCGAGAACCUUUUGAAAGAGAAAAUACCCGGCUACACGGGUGCAGGCAUUUAAUGAUGUUAUAUAAUAAUUGUACACGAUUGUAAUAAGAAAUGACUGGGUCAUAUUAAUAAGAUACAG